CGCAAGUUUCAUUCCCCGAUUCCAUCUCCGAUUCUCAUUCCAUCCCGAGUAUCGAACAGAAUUGUUGAAUUCCUCCUUCGCUUCAUUCACUCGUUUUCUUCUUCAUUUCUUUUCUGGAUAUUCCUCUCCUCCAUUCAACGUUCCUUUCUCCUCUCUUUUCCCUUGCUAACUUUUUUCAUAGCUCGCCUGCAAAAUACACAACAAACCAACCUCCAUCUCUCGGGCCUCUCGCCUACAAUGUGAUUCAACGGCGUCUGCUCGAGGGUUCCUUUCCCCAUUUUUUUAUUGUUACCCCUUUUUUUUUUUUUUUUUUUUUUUGUUUUUUGGAAAUUAUCGUUUUUUCUGUUUGUGAUGAUCUUGUGGGCCGACGGAGUUCUAUCAUUCUGUUUUCGUAUAGUCCGAUCGCUCUAUUGAGUAGGGUUACGGUUUUUCCUACGUUUGUGUGUUUUUGUUCAUUUCGUGCUUUGCGCUUCACCUUGUGGCCGUCUGUUCCUAGAGAUUUUUGUGUAUUGGUGGUUAAAGAGAACCCUUGAUGAAAUGUCCGUCCUAUUCAAUCCCCUGCAUUAACUGUUAUAAGUACUAUCUUUUAUUCCUUCAUAAAUAGUAUGAUUACCAGAAAUUUCAAUUCUUGAGAGCGAUACAUUUUAGCAAUCUUAUUUAAAUGCACGAAUUACUUAUUUCUGCUCUUUUAUCUAUCCAUAAUCCAUUUCCAUUAAUAGAUAUAUUCGGUGGCAUAAUCUCAUGUUAACAUAAUCUUGCUGUUUUCAUACUCAUGCUUCAGCGGGACUCUUUCCUGCUUCAACACAGUUGCCAUUGAUAGAAAACCAUGCCACAUCAUCUGUUUAAUGAAAUAUAACACUGGGAUUCGUAGCUCAUUUUCAUUCUCUUCAUACCUGAUUACAUACUUUAUGGACAUGAUUCUGUAGUCAAAAAGGAAUCCAGUAUUGUGUAAUGUCUUUGCAUUUUCAAAGUAUGAUCGCUUAAUGUCAUGGAAAUCCAACAACAUAACAUCUCUUAAGGGUUACUCUCUCUCGCUCUGUGCUGCUUACAGUGUAUUUGACCUUAACCUAGUGGAUUAAAUACUGUACCUUUAUAAGGUGGAGUUAGCUUCCCUUUAAAUAGAGCUCAGCAUUUCACCCAUAUUUUAUGGUUAAAGCCACUGGCAGGGCGACCCAGUGGAGCUUUUUUGGGCUAUUGUAUAAUCUGCUAUAUACAUUAUUCAUGCAACAAGAAUUUGUGUAGAAUGCAAAGCUGCACUGUUUGACCUGAACCAUCAAUGCUGUAAAGUCAUUCUGAUUGUGCACAUUACAGCCACUAUGCUGUUUUCUUUUCCACGCUUUCUUCUUAUUUAGUUCAAGGGCGAUCGUACGGAAAAAAAUUGUAAUUGUAUGAUAGUAAAUUGGUUUCCAUGAAAUUCCAAACAAAAUCAUAUGCUAGAUGUGUGAUUGACUAAUUGUGCACAUUACAGUCGCUCUGCUUUUGUUUCUUUCUAUGCUGGUCAUCUUAUUCACUUCAAGGGUGAUUCAUAUGGAAAAGCUUGGGUAAUCCAAUGUUUGUAAUUCUGUUUCCAGGGGAAGCCAAGGAAAAUCAUAUGCUAGAUACAUGGUUAAGUAACACAGAGUAAUGGCGCGGUCUUUAAAAACUUAUGCAGCAUUCAAAUCUUAUCAAAACCAGGCUGAGGUGCUGGUCAGAAACUAUGUCCUAGGAGGUCCUUAUAUUCAGUAUACUUCUGUUCUUGGUGGCUUAUUGGUUUUUAAGAUGGUGUAUGAUCUUACUCAGCUCAUCGGCAGCUCUUAUUUCCAGAGUUAUAAUGGCCUCCCUAAGAUUAAAAGAAUGGAUUGGAACAAUCGUGGCAUUUCCACUCUCCAUGCUGUUUUCAUUUCAUUCUUCUCCGUAUACUUUGUGUUCUGUUCUGAACUUUUUGCUGAUACGAAUUCUCAUGGGAUAAUUACACUCAGAUAUUCAGCUCUAACAACAUUUGUAUUGGGGACAUCUGUUGGCUACUUCAUUGCAGACCUUGGAAUGAUAUGUUGGCUUUAUCCUUCUUUGGGUGGAGUAGAGUACGUUAUUCAUCACUCUCUUUCGGGAAUUGCAGUGGCAUAUUCCAUUUAUAUGGGGGAGGGACAGCUUUACACAUUCAUGUCCCUGAUAUCUGAGGCGACAACCCCAAUGAUUAACCUGAGAUGGUACCUCGAUGUGGCCGGAUUGAAGAAAUCUAUUGCUUAUUUGAUCAAUGGUGUUUUGAUAUUCGUUGGUUGGUUGGUGGCAAGAAUUCUUCUUUUCGCUUACAUGUCUUACCAUGUCUAUCUUCAUCGUGCUCAGGUGAUGAAGAUGCGGCCAUUUGGUAUUGUUUUGGUGUUGUGUGUACCUGUGGCGCUGGCUGUCAUGAACGUGGUCUGGUUUGGGAAGAUCCUCAAAGGAUUGAAGAAAACGCUAGCCAAAAGGAAAUCAUGAUCGACCCUGUUCUCAUCCACAGGCACAGCUUAAUUUUGUUGUUGUACUGAAGCUUUGUUCACAUUAUAGUGCUCUUGAGGAACUUGCUGUCUAUAUAAAUUAGUUUUGCUGCAAUCUAAUCCACAGAGUGAGUGAAAUGGCACAUACCACAGGUAAGGAAGGGGUAGCCGGGUAGGUGUUGCCUGGUGACAACUGAUGACACUAAUCUCACAAUGAUACC
Molecule: messenger RNA, 2674 nt
Organism: Andrographis paniculata
Lineage: Eukaryota; Viridiplantae; Streptophyta; Magnoliopsida; Lamiales; Acanthaceae
Exons: 8
Coding region: 1624-2454 (276 amino acids)
Biological process (GO): lipid homeostasis
Cellular component (GO): endoplasmic reticulum; membrane
Source: RefSeq, a predicted model, not a curated record